Ixodes scapularis (black-legged tick) is the source of this 2378-nucleotide messenger RNA. RefSeq names its product interleukin-1 receptor-associated kinase 4. Bases 227 to 1591 code for a protein of 454 amino acids. Gene Ontology annotation, molecular function: ATP binding; protein kinase activity. Lineage: Eukaryota; Metazoa; Arthropoda; Arachnida; Ixodida; Ixodidae. Gene Ontology annotation, biological process: protein phosphorylation. The record is from RefSeq and is a predicted model, not a curated record. The transcript is spliced from 9 exons.
UGGUUCGGCCGUUUGGCUUGGUACUGAGGGCGGUUUUGCUUGGUGCGGGCCGUGCGGGCCGUGGUGCGGAAAGCGCGGAAAGUUUUUUGGGUGCUGUGCUUGUUAUCUUCUCUCGGGACUGGUCGGCACGUAGCGAAGGGGAGUUUCUAUCGGUUGUUAUGUCCUGCCAUCCCUUCAUAAAUUCUUCAAGCUCUCCCAUAUCAUCGUACGGUCACCGUAGUUAGCGAUGGAGAGUGACGGAGGAACGUGCGACACUGGAACUUUUGCUGAAAGUGUGGUCACCGCAGACACCGAGCUCAGAUUUCUUCCCGGACGAGCGCGUUCGCUACUCGUCAACCUUCUGGACGCAGGCGAUGGAUGGAAAAAAAUACUUUACCUCAUCACGCAUCCAGAUCACUCCGACAGGAAACUCUUUAACGCCGAUCAUGCUUGGGUUCUUGAAAACGAAACCAGACGGAGCCGCACGGACGAAAUAUUGAAGUCGUGGAGUACAACUGGACGCAACCGUCCUAAAAUACGAGAUCUGCUGUGUUUACUCAAAGAAGCUGAACAGUACCGUGCUGCUUCGAUCAUAGCGACCGAUGUGCUUCAGGAGGCGCCUGUGGACGAGGGUGAUGAGUCUGUCCAAGAAUUGCUAUCUCAACUUGAUAUGGAGCCAUCGGCCCCGCCCCAGUCUGUCACCGAUUCCACUCCAGAUGUGAACAGCACAGAGUCCAGUGAUGCACUGGAGAUUCCAUAUGCUGUUCUGGUCAGGGCUACCAGGAACUUCCAUACUAAGGUUGGGGAAGGUGCCUUUGGCAUUGUCUACAAGGGAACCCUGCCAGAUGGCACGACUGUGGCUGUGAAGUGCCUAAAGGAAACAUUCCCAAAUAAAUUCUUGUCAGAAGUUGAAUUGCUACGAAGACUUAGACAUCCAAACCUUCUACCGCUAGUCGGUGUUGCAAAUGACAGCAGGCACUGUUGCAUCGUCUACAAGUUUAUGGAAUAUGGUUCACUACAGUCGUGUCUUGCGAGAGAGAAUGAUGUAGCUCCUAUGUACUGGGAAAAAAGGAUUUCUAUUUUGACAGAAGUUGCUGCUGCUAUCAACUUCCUUCAUACUCGCACACCAGACCCACUCAUUCACAGGGAUGUCAAAAGUGCAAAUGUGCUGCUGGAUGAACACUGGAGUGCCAAGUUGGGGGACUUUGGCCUCACACGUGUACUGGCCGGAAACGCCACCGCCGUCACAGAAAUUGUUGGAACCACAGUUUACAUGGCUCCAGAAGCCUUCCGUGGCGUCGUCUCCCCUAAAAUGGACACCUAUAGUUUUGGUGUUGUCAUCAUGGAGAUACUGACUGCACUGCCACUCUAUAUUUCCAGUAGAGGGCAUGCCAGAGACAUUCUGUCCUACUUGAGUGAGGAACACCCUGAUGACAUUGUGCCGGCCCUUGAUGAGUCUGCAGGAGAGUGGAACAUGGAUCUGGCAAGAAAGGUUCAUGAACUCGCAGAAAGCUGCAUUGACCCAGACAAACGGAGGAGGCCAACUAUGCAGCCGGUGUAUGAGCGAAUUCUGGAACUACAUAACAUCAUGUUUGCAUUGCCAGCUUGCUAGGAGGCAACAUUUCAGGAUGUUUUCAUGCUCCAAGACGAAUUGUCCUUUUUGGCUAAAAGUCUGAAAUUCUUCAGGCAGAUCUGUAUGCCAUUAAUUGUGUGCAACUCAUUUAUUGCCUAAAAUGUUGCAGUAUUUUUGGAUGUUGGUGCAAACACCUUUACAUAAAGUUUUCCCCCAAAAAAAUUUGACUUUCAUUUGUUUCAUGAGAUAAUGAACAUUUUGGUACGUUCUUCUUCACAUAGAAGUCCCAAAAUGGAAGCAGGUGGCUCCCAUUUUUGUGGUGCUCAACAAAGGAGAGUGUGCUGAUUAUGUUGUGUUCCGUUUAUUCUCGUGAUAUGCUGUGCAAGUGGUUUCUAUGCAUUAAGGAAUCUCCUUUCUACCAAAGAGCCCUGCAACUUAAUAGACCUGUACCACAGCGUCCGCCAUCGGACAUUAUAGAGAGUGAGAGGGUAUUGGAGUUGCUCGCAGUUGCCUCCAAGGUCGGCUUUGUCGUCUGCUAGAACCAGUUGUGCCUAGCGUUCCCGACAUUCCUUUUGGUGCUGCAGACGCUGCACGCCUCGAAUAAGUUCUAUUGGUAGGUUGCAUGUCUGCGCAAUCUCAAGAUGGUGUUGACAAAAAUACCAUUUUCAAAUUGGAUGAUGGACUAUAUCAUGUCAUUGCUCUAACAAGAAUGUUUGUUAGUGCUGUUGAUGGUUCAAGCUUCUUUGAAAUUGUGCUUGAUAUCUGUGGAGCCAGAAUUUUGUCAACCUUGUCCAAUGUAGCAAAUAAACCUGGACUCUUCAAAUGA